AUGCUUGCUUCCGGCUUCAAAGAUGCGCCGGUGACAAAGCUGCUCGUGACGGCAGUCGUCAUCAUAUCCUUCCUCGCAAGCCUGACAGACACGAAGUACUACUUCUGGAUCGACGUCAGGCCACAUCUCCUCGACUACUGGCAAUGGUGGAGACUGUUUAUAUGGCAGCUAUGCUACACCAACAGCACAGAAGUGUUCUUCACGACGGCUGUAUUGUACAACCUGCGCGUCAUUGAGCGGCUCUGGGGUAGCAGGAAGUUUGCUUCCUUCAUCCUGUCAACAUUUCUUUACAACGCCAUACUUCCACCGAUCCUGCUCACACUAGUCAUACGACCCUUGAGCUUCGGCAGAAUCAACUACCUCCCAGCAGGACCAACACCACUCGUGUUCUCACUUCUAGCUCAGUACCACGCCGCAAUUCCUUACAUCUACAAAUAUCGAGUUUCGAGCGGCCUGGGCACCGGUGACGACGGCAUCAUGCUCACUUCGAAAGCGACGAGCUAUCUGCUCCCAGCACAACUAGCCUUAGCACAACUUCCAGGCUCGGCUCUGGCAGCAGCCGUUGGGUGGGUUGUGGGACUGGCAUACAGACGCGAUAUCCUCCCUGGGGUAACAGCAUGGCGGGUGCCGACGUGGGUGAUUGGUGGAAGUGAUGCAACUCGGAAAGAGCGCUUCAACACAAUGAGAAGAAGAAUGGAAGGUGAAGUCGGACAAGCCACUGGUGUAGACACAAAUCGGGAGGGUUCAGGUGAAGGCAGGCGGAGAGGAGUGCUUGGCGGGCUGGCAGAUCAGUUUAGGGGUGCAUUCUAA
Fulvia fulva is the source of this 810-nucleotide messenger RNA. RefSeq names its product DSC E3 ubiquitin ligase complex subunit 2. The record is from RefSeq and is a predicted model, not a curated record. Lineage: Eukaryota; Fungi; Ascomycota; Dothideomycetes; Mycosphaerellales; Mycosphaerellaceae. Bases 1 to 810 code for a protein of 269 amino acids. Gene Ontology annotation, molecular function: serine-type endopeptidase activity. The transcript has 2 exons.